GAUUUCUUGUCUUUUUAUUCCUUAGUAUCUUUUUUAUACAAAUAUCUAAAUAAGCAACCUAAAUAUCUAUCAUCUUCCCUUGCUCUUUUUAACAUAUCUUCUUCUUGAGUACACCUAUAAAUAUACAACACUUGGACUCUCCAACUUCAACUUCAUAUUCAUACAAAUACACACAUAGCUUUAUAAUUUAUAUAGAAUUUAAGGAGAUGGCAAACCAGAUUCAUGAUCAAGUUCCUUGCUUGCAUUGCCAUCCAGAAAGCUUCAUUAGAAUGGUUCAGCAUUUGAUAGAGAGAUGCUUGCUCUUAAACAUGAGCCGGGAAGACUGCAUUGCUGCUCUACAAGAGCAUGCAAACAUAGACCCCAUCAUCACUAUUACAGUUUGGGAAGAACUGAGGAAAGAAAACUCGAGUUUCUUCGAGUCAUACGACGUCCAUGCAGCUUCCUCAGAAAAUCAAUCGAUGAUCAGCAGUAGCAGUGGUGACAGUGGAUCAAAUGAACUUGAAUCCAGUUUAACAAAAGAAGAGAAGACGUGGGGUGAUCAAGAAGAAUUAUCAUGUUGCCAAUACUAACAAGAGACUCCUAGCUUCAGAUAAUACCGCUACUGUAUAUUGUACUUUGGCAACUCUGUUUUGUUAAUUUAAUCUCCUUUAAAAACCUUUGUGUUGCAUACUUCCAUAGAGGUGUGGAUUAGAUGUCCAAGAUAUGUUUUCCAAAACAGACAAGAUAACAGAUAUUUUAUCAAAUUAUUUGGAGUCAUGUGUAAUCCGGCCUCUCGAACUAAAAUUUUUAAUCUUGCAAAUAAACUCAAAAA
Molecule: messenger RNA, 811 nt
Organism: Daucus carota subsp. sativus
Lineage: Eukaryota; Viridiplantae; Streptophyta; Magnoliopsida; Apiales; Apiaceae
Exons: 4
Coding region: 207-569 (120 amino acids)
Source: RefSeq, a predicted model, not a curated record